Triplophysa dalaica is the source of this 3597-nucleotide messenger RNA. It is a transcript of the gene dtx3, whose product is annotated as deltex E3 ubiquitin ligase 3. The transcript is spliced from 5 exons. Gene Ontology annotation, biological process: protein ubiquitination; Notch signaling pathway. The coding region runs from base 638 to 1756 and encodes 372 amino acids. The record is from RefSeq and is a predicted model, not a curated record. NCBI's taxonomy places the organism in Eukaryota, Metazoa, Chordata, Actinopteri, Cypriniformes, Nemacheilidae.
AUAUUACUCCUUGAAUGUUUUAAUCCCAAUAACACUGGAAUUAGUUUUCUUUUGUGGUCUCGAAUAAAUGCUUACAUUAAAAAAAACUACAAGACGAUGGAUCGUAUUUUAAGAGCGCCACACUGCGGUCGCAUCCUUUAAUCUCUAAUCCGCCUCAAACCAUCAGUCUACAGUGACGAACUUCCUGCCCACAUGAUCUAGUAUUCACAGGAUUUUUCAUUAUAAUUACUACAAAAGGAACUAUGUGACAACGGAAUUCGACGUACAGACGAUGACUUUGAGUCACAAGGGUGUUAGAAGGAAGACAUUUUCGUCGUGACAGUCAAAGAUGUUCUUUGUAUAUACGUUGGCUUCCUUUGGCCAAGAACUGGAACAUCACAAAGAGAAUGAGCGAGCGUAUCGUAAAACGACCAAGAGAGGCGUUAUCUGAACUUGAGUAGGAUAUCCCAAGUAUACAUUCGCAUUUCGAAAGAAUUGUCAUCGCUUUGAAGGCAAAUUCAAUGCAGCGGUCGUCUCUUGACUUCAUCGAGCGGAAGGCAUUCUCCAGUUGCAGCAGUAGGUUCCCUAUACAUUCAUCUCUUCCGGCAAAGUCAUCACAUAAGGGAAACGGGCCCGUUACUGCAGUUAAGAGGAAUUUAUGGGAUCACAAGUUUCAUUUGAUGAGAUGAGCGUGCGAGCGGGGCAGGGCAGUGACGAGGUGCUGGUUUCGCAGGCGGUGUGGGAUUACCUUGCAGCCGCUGGACGGCCCUGGUUGGUUGACUUUGAGGACAAGCAGGGACUUAGCGCAGACAUCAUCCGACGUGGGGAGCGCGGCGGGUGCUGCGCCGUGCGUCUCACCCCAGUGGAGGGCAGCAGCAGGGCCAUAACAGGGCCGACAGAAGGGCCAGUUUCUCCCCUUACACGAAAAGCUUUUAUAGACUUAUGCCGCUGUGCCCGAAAAGAGAUGACCAAACAAGAGGCAGCUCCCAAAAGGAAACGUUCUCUGUUACCCUGUGUGACGGCAAUGGAGCCCGACGGGGAAGGGAGCUUGCUGCCUCCACCCCAACCACAACCACGUCGCUCUCAGAGACAGCAGCAGAAGUACAAAAAAAAUGCAUGUGAGGUGGACAACUGCAUGGUUAUACCCAUGCAACACGAAGCCGCGACAAGAACCGGGCCGGAAUCCAACGUCAGCCAGUUAAACGAAGAAGAAAGCACUAUUUGCUCUAUCUGCAUGGGGGAGAUAGCAGAAAAGACAACUCUAGACAAAUGCGGCCACACAUUCUGCCGGUCUUGCUUAGAACAGGCGUUUCAGGUAAAGAAGGCGUGUCCCGUGUGCAGACUCGUGUACGGUCAGCUCAUCGGAAACCAACCAGCCAAUGGGAGCAUGAUGGUGGAAAGAGACCCAGACCUUGAGUUGCCUGGACAUGAAGGUUACGGCUGUAUAUGCAUAAUUUACAACUUCCCUCCAGGUUUCCAAGCGCAAGAGCAUCCGAACCCCGGGGUGAGGUACCCAGGCACAGAUCGUGUGGCAUACCUGCCUGACAGUCCCGAGGGAAACCGUGUUUUACGCAUGCUUCGUCGGGCGUUUGAACAGCGCCUUGUAUUUACCAUAGGCACCUCCAUGACCACUGGGAUGCAUAAUGUUAUAACUUGGAACGAUAUUCAUCACAAGUCCUCUAUAUGGGGGGGACCCCGAUGCUUUGGUUAUCCAGAUCCUACAUAUCUUGUGCGGGUGACAGAGGAACUACGAGAGAAAGGAAUAACACCCGAUUGACCAUUACUUCGUAGCAUCUAAGACCUUUCAAAAAGAUGGCAAAUGUGUGCACCUGAACACAGUCUUAUCACAAACUCACUGUGUCCAAGCCACAGUCAUCUGCUGCAGCAUUGGUUCAGGACGCUGUCGCAAUGUUUUGUUUUAGUCUUUAUGUUUAGCUUUGUUCCUCGGUUUACAUGAGUGAAGGCAGUGUGUUUCCAUAAACUUUUCUUUGGCACAAACUGGGCUGCACUUUACCUAAACAGAUGUUCAAAUGGUACUCAGCUGAGUUUAGGAUACCCGUCGUACUGCUAAAAUGUGAAUUUCGAGAGGUGUACAGAGGUUUCCUUAUCUGCAGUACAGCUUUCCUUUUCCCUCUUGUCAGGUAAAAGCCAAUGUCUAGGCUGCUGGCCUCUGUCUUUCUUUGGUUCUCCCAUCCACAUUACGCUUAAUGGCCUUGUCAAAUUAUGGUAACAUCUGGAUGAGGAGAAAUGAAGGGGCAAUGGCAUAGCACAGCUAAAUGGGUACAGCUGGGACAAUCCCAUACAACCUUUUUUUCUAGUAAUCCGCACUAAGAGGCACUUUGCAGUAUAGGUAAUCUUUGUAUGGUGAGAAUUUAAAGUGGAUUCUGCCUGAUCUUCCAGAGUGGUUUUUGUGGGCCUUUUUAAAUAAAAGGUCCCGGUUAUGCUUUGAUUUUCAGUCCUAAUUUUGAUCCUUUAACAUCCAUAUCCUUCAUCCUUCAGGAAAUGUUGUGGUUAUUCAUUUGCGUCGGGUGCAUGAGAAUAGUGUGUAUUUUCUCGCUUGCUGUAUGCUGGAUUUCCCUAUUUGGAUUUUUUUGUUGAUAUUUACAGGUUUGCGAGUUCUCACGUUGAUGUCAAAACUUCUGCCACUUAUAUAAAAUGAUGUCAAGUAAAAAUGCGUGUAAACCACUUAUACCAAACUAAAGAGCAUAAUAGCUCAAAUCAUAGAAACCGUUUGGGUCUUUGCCUCAGACUUUCAGAAAACCUGCCAUUGGGUUUAUUUUGAAGAAUUAGGAGCUUUGUCCAUGCAACGUUUUCUGAGGUAGAAAACAAUUCAAUAACAAAGCAAAUGGGUGAACCUCACAAAAAAGUCAAGGUCACAUUUAACCACAAAACCAAAAAGAAACAAAAUAAGUUAUACUUUUGACUAAUGAAGACUUUAAGUGAUUCUAUGACAUUAUAGUUAUGAGAACUGGUAGGGAAAGGUGUGCUUGAAUGCCAUGCCAAACUACACUAAAAUGCAAAAAAUCUAAAGGAUCUGACAGAUUUUGUGAGAUUCACCUAAAUGUCCAACAUGUAUGCUAGCUAAUUAUCAGAUGUUUUUCUCAUUCAAAUGUUAUUGUUCCUUCUUCUUAAGGUCACAGCCUGUUAUUAUUAAUAGUACUCUUUACUCACUAGUAUUUUAUUUUCUAAAGUUUUAUUAUAAGUCUACAUUGCAGGAUUUCAGCUUUAAGAUAAAUCCAUCACACUGCAGAGCUGGAUUAUCAAUCUUACAAUUGUUUUACACAAACCAAAACAUAUUUACUUUGUGUUGUCUUUGGUCGUUUACAUUUAUAGUAUCAUUAAAUUAAAAGAGUAUCAUUAUUGAGUUUUCUUCACCCCCACAGUUUAUUUUAUGAAGGACCAAUUCAGUCAGGAAUCGUAGGACUAAAAUGUUAAUGUCAUGCAAAAUUCUAUGCACUUCCAAAUCAGAUUUAUAAAAUAGACCUCUUCAGAUGACUGAUUGUUCGAAGUUAAUAAUUUGCCUUUAUAGUUGAUUUGUAUAACAUAAUUGAAUUUUAUGCUACAAUUAAAAAUGUGCUUUACAUUUUCAUACUUGAAUAAAGGGGUUCUGUUAUGUUA